AUGGUUGGAUUCACGUACUGGGCAUCCCAAUGGUGCCGCGGGGUGGGGGGUUCUUGGCGCUGCAGAAGCGUUCCUCCAGGGGCUGCGUCGCGGGGGCCCUCGGAAGGAGGAGGCGCGGGGCCGCAGGCGCCCCCGAGCCCGCGCCUUGGCCGAGGGGGCGCCGUGCUGGCGGCGGCGCCCGGACAGGCCCCUCCUCCGUGGCCGUCCGUGUCGCGGAAGCGGGCGGGGCCGCCUUGGCGCUGGGCCGCCGCCGUGGGCCAGAGCGCCUCCAUGGGACCCGAGCACCAGGCCGCCUCGGCGCAGGGCUUCUCCGUGCAGCGCCUGCUCGACCAGGCGCCCGCCGCAGCCGCCGCACAGCGCGCCAGGCAGCCGUCCACAGCGCUCAGCCGGAGUCACAGUGAGCCGCAGCCUGCCGAGAGCCGCGCGUCCGACGCCGCUCGCCGCAGCCGCACCGCAUUCAGCGCCCAGCAGCUGAACGCCCUGGAGAAGGCGUUCGAGCGCAGCCACUACCCGGAUGCCUUCGCCCGCGAAGAGCUGGCCGCCAGGGUGAACCUCAGCGAGGCACGCGUACAGGUCUGGUUCCAGAACCGGCGAGCCAAGUUCCGUCGCAACGAGCGCAGCGCGCAACGCGUGGCCCGCGGCGAAGCCAGCGAGCAGCCCGUGCUGGCCGCCCCGCCCCCGCCGCACCCGGUCGCUCAGCUGGCGCGACUGCCGCCACAGGCGCCCUGGCACUGCGCUGCCUCGCUGCUGCCUCAGCCACCGGCGCUGCACGGGCCGGCCCGCUGGUGCUAGUCGCUGACGACGACGACGACCGUUCCUCGAACGUCCAAGCAAUCGCCCGGUGCGCGCUUUACCCGGGACUGCAAAAGAGUGCUCACUGACUUGGAACAUGACGGCCGCACGCGAGGCGGCACGAUCAGCUGAGGUGCCGGGAAGCGGUUAGGCGGACAGCUACUUGUUUUCAAUAAACGAUGCUUGAGAGUGGACUUCGUGACGCGAAAGGCUUUGCGACACCGGCAGAAAUGGCCCACGAAAGGGCCGCACGUGUAAGGAGCUUUUGUCGUCGUUGGGGGUAGGUCAACGAGCCCUUCGUUUCGUUUCAGCCUGUUGAUCGCUUGCCCUUGCCGCGGUCAGUCGGUCAGCAAGAGAUGAGCUCUGAAGCACGGUCUUCCGUCCGAGUGCGCUCACCAAGCCCGAUGCUGCUCAGCUUCGAUGACGAGAACAGGAGUAUUUGGGCAUGAAAUGGCCGAUGGUCAAGUCUAUACACUAUAGGGCUCUUGGUAUAUCUAUAGCUAUGUAUAGGGUAUAGUUCAUAGGUAUAUACGUAUACCUAUGUGUACCUUAGCUCUCAGAAUAAAUCUCAAUGCAUGCAAAGCCGUUCAUAACAUUGACUCCUGGCCAAAAAAGCGAUCCAGUCAGCCAACUUACUUGCAGUUGUUUUUCCGAGGAAAACGUUACGAUUUGUUGCUGGAUGACCGGUUGCAUUCAUUGUGUCAUCAUGAUAUCAUAUCUGAAAAAAGAGAAAGAAGAUACAGUACAGGUAAAUCGCAAUCACAAAAGGCAAAUCAAAAAGGAAGAGCAU
Molecule: messenger RNA, 1582 nt
Organism: Dermacentor silvarum
Lineage: Eukaryota; Metazoa; Arthropoda; Arachnida; Ixodida; Ixodidae
Product: paired mesoderm homeobox protein 2-like
Exons: 4
Coding region: 1-792 (263 amino acids)
Biological process (GO): regulation of transcription by RNA polymerase II
Molecular function (GO): DNA-binding transcription factor activity, RNA polymerase II-specific; RNA polymerase II transcription regulatory region sequence-specific DNA binding
Source: RefSeq, a predicted model, not a curated record